This is a messenger RNA of Mytilus trossulus (common blue mussel), 1204 nucleotides long. RefSeq lists its product as uncharacterized. The transcript is spliced from 3 exons. Bases 54 to 641 code for a protein of 195 amino acids. The record is from RefSeq and is a predicted model, not a curated record. NCBI's taxonomy places the organism in Eukaryota, Metazoa, Mollusca, Bivalvia, Mytilida, Mytilidae.
UACAAAAGUUAGACCUUAAGAAUUGUUAAAUCUGUAUCUUUCAUCAAAUAAACAUGAAUAUUAAAAUCGCAGGUAUUUUCAACAUCCUAGCUUUAUUGUUGUUGGUUGCUGGGGCUCUAGCUCCAGGCUGGGUAGUAAUCGAGAGUUCUGGCAAUUCAAUCCAUGUUGGACUCUUUUAUACAGUCGCAAAUGGUUCUACUGGUCGCAGUUUAUCAUUUCCCGGACUUAUAGAAUUCCAGAUAGAAGUGAUCGUUGGUAUCAUACUGUGUAUAAUUGCCACCAUUCUUAUAUUUGUGUAUGCAAAUGGACAGAUAGGCCACAGCUAUCUAAUGUCUCCUGUUAUUUUGAACCUGAUAUCAGGUGUUAUAACAUGUGUGGCAGUUGGUCGAUUUUUACAUGCAAUUUUACGUAGUCUUGGUUACAACAUGGGAGUACCCUACUCCCUGAUACUUAGCGGUCUGGGUGCAGUCAUGUUGUUUGUUAUAAUCGUCGUUCUUAUUGUAAAGAAAACACAAGACAGUAAUAAAAUUCAGUCAUCACAAGGAAUUGUCUUGGCAACUACCUCUAAACCUCAAGUGAAUAUGGGUUAUAGCCAGGACUCACCACAGCAAUAUGGAAUUCCACCAAAAUAUGGUGUAUAAGAUACUAAAAACUAUGAAGGCACCUGACCUGCAUCUGUGUCGUUUUCACCAAAAGCACAGAGAGAGAAAGAGAGAGAGAAAGUUAACAUGUUAGAAUUUGUUUUAAAAACUACACAAAGAACAAGAGCGUUAUUCUAGUUUGUGGUUCCACUUUAAUAAGAAGGGGGCUAUCAAAGCAAUGCAUUUUAAAUAUAAAUGGCAGACUAUAUUGUUUACGAUUCUAUUUAUGUAACUUUAUUUAUUUACAUUUGUACAUAUAUCAUUCACAUGUAAUCAGAUAUGUCUAUGACAAGUCAACGCAAUAGUUUCUAUGAAAUAGAGUGGUGACCAGUACAAAUCAACUGUCUAUUGGCUAUUACCUCAUUUGAAUUUUAAUCUAAUCUGUGAUAUAAUUUGAAAAAGACUUUCUGUGUCAUUUGGUCUCUUGCGGAGAGUUGUCUCAUUGGCACAUACCACAAAUUCUUUUUAUAUUUAUACUUUUACACAUGUUUUUCCUACAAAUAUCAAAAUCUGUAUUAUUUUUAUUACCUUUUAAAAAAAAUAAAAAUGCAUUCAAAACUGUU